Messenger RNA from Amoebophrya sp. A25, 424 nucleotides. NCBI's taxonomy places the organism in Eukaryota, Dinophyceae, Syndiniales, Amoebophryaceae. The record is from the annotation of a GenBank genome assembly.
CGAGUACCUACUUUAUCUCGCUAAUAUAGGUUGUUUAACUGCGGGCGCAGCGGGCUGCUGCUUCCACUACUCCGCAACAAGUCGGCUUACUGGACUCAGCAAACAGCACCUGAGCUGGUGGAAUGAGGUCAGCCUGCACAACUAUUAUGGGGAAAGGCGUGGUUCUUUUCGAUUCGGUGUCAGGGGGAGGAAGAGACCAGGGCCUCACACUCUAUACAUUAUAUGAGACAGAUUUGGAGGCUGUAGCUUAGGACGAGGGGGGCCGAGGUAGACCUGAGUUGUUUAGUUCCGCUGCAACCGAUCAGAAUCAGCUGCUAGCUGUGACAAAGAGGGCACCCUUACACUACCCCAGUCAUGUGAGCUUUUUUGGGCCAAGUGGUAAGUACAGAAGACGUUUUUAGAGGAGGACUUUUAUGGUGUCAAG